GUAUUAGUCAGUUGAUUUCUGGAUAUUAAACGUACAGGUCAUCGUCAGGCAAAUCGAAACUUGAAUACUCAUUAAGCGCAGACCGUGCUUGUCAAUGAAAUUGUUAACAUUAUAUUGUUUCGUCGGCCAUCGAAACGAAAAUAAACUUAUUUUCGAACCUACGUUAACUAAUCAAUAAUAAAUAAAAAGAAUAUAGAACAAUUGGAGCAAAAGCACUCAACCAACAACAAAAAACACUCAACACCAACCAUAAACACUCAAAAAAAAAUAUCCAAAUGCAACGCAAAACAUCAGCAGCGGCUAUACUUAAAUUCAUCGACAUUUAUAUAAUCUUAUUAACAUAAUAUUCUAAGCAUUACCAAAUGAAAAAGUGUAAAUACAAACGCAACAUUCUCUUUUCAAAUUGGGAGAAACGAUCACACAUUUUAAUACAUAUCACUCGGAUGCAUUAAGAAUAUAUUAUAAUAUAUGGUUCUGGAAUUCUAAUAUAACAACACCAAAAUGCAUUGCGGCCGCGUAUUGAUCAAGUAUUUACAAUUUGACAUAUUGGUAAUUUUGGCAACUAUAAGGCUUGGGAAUGCACAUUUUAAUGGACCACGCAGUCGGGAAAGAAAUUUAAGCAAUAGCAAUGGAGUAAAAACUGAAGAAGCAUCACAUAUCGUAAAUCCCAGUGGUGUUAGAACAGUUGGUGAAGUGUUUGUGCCAAAAACCUUUUCACUUAACUCACAGGAACCGACAUGCGAACAGCUCCGCGCCAUGUGGAUUUUUUCAAAGAGGCAAUCUCGAGCUGCAGAAAUAACCAAUGAAAUACCAACAUAUAGGGAUCCCUUCACAUAUAAUGUUUGGGAGCCUCUGUUUUUGAACUCUCGAAUGCUGGGAUCAUUACGAAUGAGCGCAAGGGAAAAAGCCAGGUCACCUGUUUUUGGCCGUGUUCUCAAUCGAGAGCCAAAUGGACCGCAGCGUAUUCCAUUUGAACACCAUCGAAGAUUGGGUGAAUUUGGAUCAAGCGCUUCUGGUUUAAGUCACUCUCGUUAUUAUGGAGCUGAAAUGCGACCACAAACGGGAGCUUCCUCAAUUCGUAGAUCAAGCCAAAAUCGGUAUAUGGGAAUCCCAAAUAUUACUGGAAAUAAUCAAAAAGAAAGCCAAAAUUCAGUGGCUAUACAAGGAAGCUUUCAAAAGCUCAAAGAGCUAAUUUGGACUGAGAGAGCCAAGGAAUUAACAGAGCAACGUCGAGAUGAGGAGUUGGCAGCGCGUUCUGCUGCCCUUAAAGAAAUUGCUAACGGAAAAAACUUAAUUUCAGAUUAUCACCAUCAAGUCGGUAGCUUAUCUGAUUCUCCAUUAAUGGAUGAAAAUCGAAGUCCUGAAGAAAAUAGAUACCGAGAUAGUGACGUAAAUCGGAAGUCAAUUCUAAAUGACCAAAAUUUUCAAAAUAGUAAUAUGAACAAAAAUGGAAAUAGAUCUGGGCUUAAAGCAACAACGCGUCGCAUUGGAAAUUCUCCCUACAAUAAUAAAGAGUUUCAAACUAAUAAGGAACUUAAAAGCAUAUUUUUUGGAAGUAACAGAGCUGCCCGCAUUAAAAUGCCAGCAACUGAAUUUAUAUCAGAUGAUUCCACCGAAAGUGAUCCUUCCGUGGUUGGAAUCCCAAGAGCAUACCCAAUUCGAAAAUCGCACUUCAGAGAGAGAAAUCGGUCCCUUCUAAAUGAGCCGCAAAUAAAUGGUAAUUUUCAUCGCUUUUUGAGAGGAUUACCGACAUGGCCUUCCAAAAUGUCAAUACAAGAAAUAGAAAGCAGCAACUUUUUACCUAAGGAAAAUUUGUUAGGCACCCAACUGGGUAUACGUGAACUUCAAAAUAAUCCAAAAUAUGAUAAAUAUUUGAAUUCUUUAGAAAACAACGAUCAAAAAUUAUCAAAUGAACAAAAACGAGGAUUCUAUGAAUACGAUAACUAUUAAAGAGUCUGUGGUACCUACCUAGUCGCUAAAUGUUUGUAAAGUAAGUCAGUCUCAUUUUUAAACAUUUAAUUACACCUUAUUAAAAUAUAAUCUGAAUUGUAAAUAAGGCGAAUGCUAAAGUAAAUGCCUAACAUACUUUUUUAACAUAAUUUAUUUUAAUAAUAUAUUUGAAAAUUACUAUUUUCGAGUAAUUUAAAUAUCUUCCAAUUGGGUUAAUCAGUCUAGUUUAGUUAAUCAGUCUUAAUAAAAAAGUCUAGUUGAAAUGAAACCGAAAUAAUUUGUGGAGAAUAAAAUGAAUAUAAUAUGCUUAAAAUAUUCAAAUAUAAGAAAUACUCAUCGGAUAUCGGAAAGUUUUGUCAAGUAGCUAAUUUGUGCCUCCCUAAUUUGACAUAAACCUUGAACGAAUUUAUUUUGGGUUGAAUGUUUCCUGAUAUACUAAAUAGGAAAACUCACUGCACUUUAGAAAUGAAAAUUCUUUAUAUUAUUGUUUAAUAAUAGGAUUCUGUAUUAAAAAUAAUUAAGCCGAAAAUGAUAAUUUCUCGAGCAGACCUUCCGAUACUUAAUAUAAUUCGAUUAAAAGGCCAAAUUGACUGUAUUCAUAAACAUAAAUAUAUUUUUCGAGAUAAAGAAUAUUUACGAAUCAAGUAAUGUUACGUUUGGAAUUUACAAAACAAAAUGCUUCCAAUCGAUAACAAUCAAAUGCAAAUAGCAUAUUUUUGGACUAGUCAGUCAAUAUUUAUUCCGAAUUUCGAAGAACACAGAAAAAAGCACUUUCACGGAAGUACCUACAUACCUACCUACAUAAAAAGUUUGUAAAACAAAAGAUUACUGUUCAUUAACUACAAUAUAAACAUAUCACGAUCUAUAUAGAAGUGUUUAAUAUAAUAUCGAUCUAUGCUCAAGCCGUAUGACAUUUAAAUUCUUCUUCUCGAAAUUUAAACGUAAAGAUAAUCUAACAAUCUGUAUUAAUGUGCAUUCAGUAUUAUUAAAACCCAAAGUUAUCCAGUUCUGAAUCUUUAGCACAAUCUUUCAUUGUGCGCAAAGCAUAUGGAUGUACAUACCAUUCUUUAUACAUAAAUAAAAUACACCAUUUCUAAGCUCGUGUCAACAAUCGUUAUAAUAAUGUAGAAUACCGCUGGCUUAACUCCAGCAUCUAUUAUUUGGAAAGCAGUGCGGUAUGAUGCUAAUUGAUGCUAAUUCAAUCAAACCUUUGAAAAAUUGAAUUUAAUUUGGUUGCUAAAAAUGUGUAGGCAAAAAUUCGUGUAAAAUUUUACAUAUCGAACUAUCAUACAACCUAUUAAUAACUAAACAUGUACUUUAUUGAUGAGACGGUGUUUAAAUCAAAGAACGUAUCUGAUCUAGAUCUGAAUCAUUCUGAAGUCACCUAGUGUUCAUUCACAACAUUUUUAUUUCAAAGAAUUAUAAAAGAAGUUUCGAAUUUCUGAAACAGUUAAAACGCUGAGGUAAGAAACAACGUUUUAUUAAUUUAUAUAUUUUGUAAAAUAAGCAUCAGGAUCGCUGAUAUGUCAUAAAAACUAUCGUCGGUAAACAGUUAUUAAAUGAAGCUAGAAAACGCAUGGUGUAUAAAACAAAACAUGUACGUGCUUGUAGUGCUUGUAUGAAAUACAUAGAAUAUUUAAGUGUAAGUUCAAUGACAAUAAUUAAGAAUUUUGUAAUAAGCAAAAUAAGAAAAUCAGACAAUAUGAUGCUUUUUAUCAGUAUUAGAAAGAUUAUCAAGUAUAAGUCAGCAAGUAAACAUCAUCACAAAAGUUCUGAAGUUGUCUACGCAUGGUUGGGGUUUUUGAUAUUGAAAUCAAAGAAUAAAAAAUUAAUUAAUUUAGGUAACACGUUUAUUGUAAAAUAUGAUGUACAUUAAAAAAUGUAACAAAAUAAAAUUAUACAUACAUUAUAUUGUAUUGCAAACU
Messenger RNA from Drosophila melanogaster (fruit fly), 3875 nucleotides. RefSeq lists its product as uncharacterized. The transcript is spliced from 7 exons. The record is from RefSeq and is marked reviewed. NCBI's taxonomy places the organism in Eukaryota, Metazoa, Arthropoda, Insecta, Diptera, Drosophilidae. The coding region runs from base 502 to 1950 and encodes 482 amino acids.